GUAGAAAAUAAAGAUAAUAGACGGUAUAUUUUCUUUUUUCUUUUUCUUUUUCCUAUGUCCUCUACUCUUUCUCGUCUUGAGACAGUAAAAGAACACUUGAAGGUAUAAAUGCAAAGUGUUUUUAUGGUAUCUAAUAAAGGUGGGUCAAUAAUAGCCUAGUAUGUCGACUACCCAUAAGAGCCCUAUCACUUGUCACGUCCUUAUUGCAUCUCUUGGUACACCUGGUCAAGGAAUUGAUGUUAAAAUUGAAAAAUUAGAUCAUCAAGGAUUCAAUACACUUUCUAUCGCCCAAACAAACAAUGAUGGACGAUGCCCCAACUUGUUACCAAAUGGUUACAAGGUAGAAAAAGGCAUUUAUAGAGUUACCUUUGAGACGCAAGCCUAUUUUCAAAAAUUAGGACAAGCUUGCUUCUAUCCCUAUGUUCAGAUUGUGUUUGAAAUCGAUCAACCUGAGCAACAUUAUCAUAUUCCACUAUUAAUUAGUCCUUAUUCUUAUACAACUUACCGUGGAUCAUAAAAAUAUAGCAACUAUAUUUUCUACUUGUAUAUUAUUCAUCUGUGUGACUUGAAAUAAAUAUAACUGAAAGGUCAAUGAUCUAUUCUACAGUUUAGUGCCUUCAUUUGUCCUCUUGGUUGAAAUGCAUCAUUGGCUCUCAUUUCAUCUUUUUUAAAAGCAUAAUGCGAUGCUGUAGUUAAUAAUAAUUCUUUUGGGGAAUGUAUGGUAGGAAAAAAAAAAGUU
This is a messenger RNA of Rhizopus microsporus ATCC 52813, 739 nucleotides long. Its product is annotated as transthyretin. The record is from RefSeq and is a predicted model, not a curated record. Bases 161 to 517 code for a protein of 118 amino acids. Gene Ontology annotation, molecular function: hydroxyisourate hydrolase activity. The transcript is spliced from 3 exons. NCBI's taxonomy places the organism in Eukaryota, Fungi, Mucoromycota, Mucoromycetes, Mucorales, Rhizopodaceae. Gene Ontology annotation, biological process: purine nucleobase metabolic process.